UUUUCUUAAAUACUACAAUACCAGAUAUUUCAGGUUAUUCACUGUCACUUUCCACGCGACCACGCCUAUGGGUUGGAAUUUUUGGUAGGAGAUACUGUAGCUCUAAGAUCUUUCCCCUGACUAAGCAUCUGGGAUGACUGGUUGGUACACGCCCUGAGCAGCCGCCGAGCUUUCGGUGGCAGUGUACGGCGCCUAGAGCUUGAUAUUAUAACAGAAAGAUCGGAAGAUAUUUGUUGCCACGGAUUGAAAAGCUGAAAGGGAUGGGUGAUGGGCUGAUGCGUGAUGGCUACAGCAUCUUCCGUCAAACUAUUUCUUCUCGUCUACCUGCAGGAUCCCAACUCCCAACACCAAUUCCUUCAGCUUCCAUUCUUCAUCAGGCUAACAGGGAGAAGCUUCUGCAUCACAGCAUCAUCAGGAAGGGAGGUGCCUCUCGGUCGUGUGUUCUUGGAUGCGAUGGUGCCAUGGAGGAUGGAGGCGCGCCUGGCCGAGACCGUGUGGGUGGUGCUCCUCGGCUGGCUCUCCUCCUGCCUCACCGUCGCCGGCGACGUCGCUCGCGCGCUCAGAAGCAGCGAUCUCUCCAUCUAAAAGCCAUUUUCGACAUCGCCAGCGGCAAAGAACCGACUCCGCGUGGCGCUCCAUUUGGCGUACAGAGAAACAAGAUUGCAGGGUAACCAGUAACCAGUCUGUAGACAGAGUUUCAUCCAUAAUUGGACGAGUUUGAUGUAAAAGUGAAAUCUUCAUAUAGCAUAGAUGUAAAAUCUUGUGUCAAGCAGAGAAAUAGCUAUCGCUCAGAGUGUCCUGACUUUCUAACACAGAUAGCACUGAAGGGACUAA
Messenger RNA from Triticum dicoccoides, 834 nucleotides. RefSeq lists its product as uncharacterized. The transcript is spliced from 2 exons. Lineage: Eukaryota; Viridiplantae; Streptophyta; Magnoliopsida; Poales; Poaceae. The record is from RefSeq and is a predicted model, not a curated record. The coding region runs from base 283 to 585 and encodes 100 amino acids.